Molecule: messenger RNA, 1085 nt
Organism: Ornithodoros turicata
Lineage: Eukaryota; Metazoa; Arthropoda; Arachnida; Ixodida; Argasidae
Exons: 7
Coding region: 443-817 (124 amino acids)
Source: RefSeq, a predicted model, not a curated record
AGUGCACGUGUGCUACCGACCAGCACGGAGACAGGACCAGAGAAGGCAAAUGGACUCUGAGAGGCGCUGAAGUGAUUUCGCCCAGAGUUUCUUCACGUUGGGGUCGUUGUGGUGUUGGUGUGGUUCGUGUUCAGUUCAAAGUUUUGGUUGCAGUGUAAUGGUUCCUGCUUCACGACGUGCUGUUUUACAGAGUACGCGUGUGACUUUGGUUCAAUGUGUGUGUGUGUGUUUGAAAACAGAUAUGUCGUAGGCCUAUUAGACAUUUAAAAUGUCACCGAAGUUGCCAUUCCGUGAGCUGGUACAGCGAAGUGAUUGGUGACGGCAGGCUUAGUGGACCUUACUUUGCUUUCGCACAAGUACUCGCCGCAUACACUAAAUGUGGAAGGAAAAGGAGCAAUAGACAGGUGUAGCGGAUGCCUGUGUGGCUUUUACAUUACCAAGUAUGGAUAGCUCUGUGGAUACCGUUAUGCCAUCCUUGCCUUCGUCAGAUAUUCAUGCAUACGUUCUGACAUCGACCGAUCCCAUUAUCCAUGGAUACAGAUGCCUCAGGAAAACGGCGAAUAUCUCUGCCGUUACUUGCAAGUCACCUGGAAAGCUCGGGUUAAGACACUUCCAGAAUGGGACAGACCAUGCAUACGGCUGCGUUGUCAGGCGGCGAGAACUGCAUAAGCAGAAGCGCAUUUCUCGGGACUAUAUGGUGUUCGUAGGACUUCCGCAAGUGAGCCUCAAAUUAAGAACGGAGCAAUACAAAAUGGGCACCAGACGAAGCAUGUGUCCGUCGUGUCUUAGUCAAUCAGUCUGUCGUGGUCUCCUGUAAAGCGUACUUUCACUGCAGUGGCGUGGUGUACGUAGGAGGACCAAGUGGAUCUUGACCCAACCCUCUACAUUCUUCAACUCGGCCCUCUUUACGAGCUGUUGGAAUGAAGUGCGGUGAUAGUAAAAUGGACGUGAUUGGAAAGCAACCGCAAAACGUCGCUGUUUGGAUUUUUCGACGAAUGCCAUAUAUCAAUAGUGAAACAGCAGCUGAAUGUAAUGCAAUUCAAAAUGAAGAAGAUAAAGAUGCAGGAUGUCGACUAAAUGAAGAA